GGGCGCGGGCGUGGGAGGGGAAGGCGUGGCCGAGCUGCUUUGAUGCGCCAAGCGACAGAGUACGACGACGAAGGGUUCCGCCAGGAUCUCAUGGGAUUGAGCAAGUUCAAGAAGCCGCGCAAGAAGAUGCGCCGCGCCCUCCGCGAACAGAACCUCUCCUCGGACGUCUCCCGCCUCCUCUCCCAAGCCAACACGGCCUUUAUCACUCAAGGACCCGACGCCACCAUCGCCCUCCUCGAAGAAGUCAUCCGCAUCGAGCCCACCGUCCGCAGCGCAUGGUCCACCCUCGCCCUCUGCUUCCAAGACAAGGGGCUACGCGACAAGAACCUCCAAGCACGCAUCGUCGCGACCACCCUCACGCCUCGCGCCCCCGAGCUGUGGGUCGACCUCGCACACGAGAGCGAGCAGCAAGGCGAUACUCGACAGACGCUCUACUGCUUCGACCAGGCAAUCAAGGCCAGCCGAGAAAAGGGCAAGGCGGACGUCCUCGACGUGAUGUGGGAUCGGGCACACCUCCUCGCCGACUUGGGGGAGCAACGCGAGGCAAUGAUGGCAUUCAAGGCUCUCCUCAAGGUCCGCCCCCACAACAGCGAGGUCCUCAUCAGUCUUGUGCCCCUCCUCCUCUCAAUGGACCGACCAACGGACGCAAUCUCCCUCCUCGAGAAGUCGCGCGACUUCAACAUGAAGCAUUUCCCCAAUCCUACCCGCGGAGAAGGGCUUCGCUUCGCCUCGUACCGCAAUAGCGAGAUCGCUACGCUUGCCGACCUGAUGCUCAUCGUCAACGAGCCCCUCAACGCGCUGCACACUGUCCGCCAAGGCGCACGCUGGCUGCAAGGUCGAGCACACGAGACGUGGUGGGACGACGUGCUCGACGACGAUCGCGAGUUCGACCUGGACAGAGACGAGUCCGCACGCUCUGGAGAGCUCGGCCGUCGCGUAGAGCAUGCGCCCGUGUACGAGGAGCUGGACCCACAAUUUCGCCUACGCUUAGCCUUUGCCCGACUCCGCAUGGGAGACUGGGACGAGGCAUUUCGCCACUCGGAGCACUUUUUCGCCUCCACCGAUCCGCACGACCUGCACGCCCAGUGGGAGGAGUUGCUCGCCCUGUACAUCUCCAAUGGCAAGUUCGAAGAGGCCCUCGUGCAGCUGGAACGAAUGAUCGCGCUGGAUAGUCUACAGAUCCCCUCCCUGUACGUGAAAGUCGGGGUGUGCAAUCGCGCCCUCGACGAGCUGGAGAGCGCAGCCGCGUGCUUUGAGGCGGUACUGCAAUCGCAACCGGAUAACGCCGAGGUGAAGAUCCAGCUGGCCGAGGUGUACGAGGAUCAGGAUCGACGCGAGGAUGCGAUUCGGCUCAUCAGCGAGGUGUACGGUCAGCCAGAGGAGGGCGACGACGACGAGCAGGGAGAGACGAGCGCCGCCGCACCUCGCCGCGCUCGCACGCGCGUACCAAAGUCGGCGCGCGCCGCCCUCGCCCUCUUCAACUCGGCGCAGGCCCAGGCACAAAAGGGUACACAGCCGCUCAGUGGCAGGCGUAGGCGCGUCAUCCGUGCCGAGGAGAUCCAGCGACUCGAAAAGGCGCGAGAGGAGGAGGCUCAGCUGGCGUUUUCCCGUCUACGCGAUCGCGAGCCGGAAGUCUUUGUGCCUGGAUGGUGGCGCAGCGACGUCUCCCUCGGCGAGACGAUGCCCGUCACGGACGGCACGUCGGCGUCGGGCCCAGCGCGCGAACGUCACGGCAUCGACCCGGGCGUGGACAGGGAGGAGCGCGACUAUCGCCAUCACGUCGUGGCGGAAUGGCUCGAGCUGGCUAAGCGACUCAUCGACGGCUAUCGAUCCAUGACGUGGCUGUUCCCGCGCAAGAGUCAUGGCACCAAGGGGCGCGUCGCGGGGGCUGGAGCUGGGGCUAGGAGGGCUGAUAGAAGGGAGGCGGCAGCGGCUGUUGGGCUCGCGAGGCAGAGGGCCAACGCACAGCUGAAUACGGACGAUCGUGUCAACAACUUGAUCUCGCGUAUUCAGGAUACGAUGCUCGACGAGACGACGACGCACAGCGAGGCGGGCAGCGUGAGCGGCGUGAGCGGGGCAGCACCUAGGCCGGAGAUUCAGACGUUCCGCGGCAUCCACUUCGACGACUGGCUCACCCUCAUCAUGCAAUACUCCUUCCUCCUCACCAAGACGGGCAAGCACGAAGAAGCCCACCAGCUCCUCACCCUCAUGUCCACCUCCCUUCCCAUGGCCCAGACGUCGCCUGCGCAACCCGCGGGCCCGCCGCCACGCAAAAUGGCCCUACACCUCUGCAUCGCCUCAUGCGCCCUCUACGCGCGCGACUACCAUGCCGCCGUCGACGGUAUGCGCUACCUCAUGUUCCGCUUCCAGUUCAACAACGGCCCACUCCGCGUCCAGGCCAUGCUCGGGCAUGUCAUGGGCUUCUACGGCUUGGACGCAUUCUCCGAGACGCGCAUUGCCAAGAUGGUCGUGCGACGCAUGCGUACGCACGAGGCGCUUGUGGCGGGUAGGCCGUGGAGCUGGACGCACGGGGAGAAACGCUACGUCAUUCGCGAGAAGUUGGGGAAUAGCAGGGUGCUCAAGCAAGGAGGGAGCGAGGGUGGUAUGCGAGCGUACUCGGCUGCGACGAGCUCCAAGGCCGGGUCGACGACGUUGGGCGGGAGUGACGACGGUGGAGACAGCGAUGAGGACAGCGACGAUGACGACGACCGAUCAGCCUCCGACCGAUCCGCCUCCGACCGCACUCCCAGCGUCAGCGGGCGAGGCGACGACGGCGCGACGUCCACGUCUGCCUACAACUACGGCACCACCUCGGUGCCCAAUCCCGCCCCUGCUCACGCCGAACCCUACCCGACCAAAUUCACGCCCGUCGCCGAGCUGUACUACUCCUUCUUCCUCAUCGCAUCCGGAUCCUACCAAGCCGCCCUCUCCUACGCGUUGCGCGCCUACUCCCGUGCACCGAGCGACCCGCUCGUCUGCCUAGCCGCGGCAUGCUGCUGUCUAGCGCGUAUGACGAAUCGACAGGUGGACAAUCGACAUCACUUGCUCGUACAGGCGAUGGGCUUCUUGACGCUCUACCGCAAGUUGAGGGGGGCAAGCGCCUUGACUGGGGCGCACGCCGAGGGCGCAAAGCAAGGUCGCGUAUCGAGGGCGUCGCUCGAGGCUAGCUAUAAUGUGGGGAGAGGUUUUCACGCUGUUGGGCUGCUUCACAUGGCCGUCCCGCAGUACGAGGCCGUGCUGCAGAUGGAUCUGGACGCGGGCGAGGGCACGACGGGCUUCGACCCGUAUCGAGAGGCGGCGUACAAUCUCGCCCUCAUCUACACGAUCAACGGCAACGGGCGUGCGGCCAGGCUUCUCCACGAGAAGUACCUCGUCAUUGGGGCGUAG
Messenger RNA from Jaminaea rosea, 3387 nucleotides. RefSeq names its product TPR-like protein. Gene Ontology annotation, molecular function: protein binding. The record is from RefSeq and is a predicted model, not a curated record. Gene Ontology annotation, biological process: transcription by RNA polymerase III. The transcript is spliced from 4 exons. Bases 43 to 3387 code for a protein of 1114 amino acids. Gene Ontology annotation, cellular component: transcription factor TFIIIC complex. NCBI's taxonomy places the organism in Eukaryota, Fungi, Basidiomycota, Exobasidiomycetes, Microstromatales.